AUGGCGGCACAGGGGCUGCGCUUCACAACGGGCACAUCGCCCGGCCUCAUCAAGAGCGUUCCGGCCCGGGCUGGCGAGGACGAGGCUGGAGAAGAGGCCGUGACCGCGCCGGAUCAUCCGGGUCGUCCGGAGCACCUGGAGGUUGUUGAUCCGCGGCAUGCCAAGAGCACAAAGAGCAGGAUCGCCAUGCUCCAUGCCCUCGCCAACAUCGAGGCCUGGGCCAUCGACGUCUCGUGGGACAUCAUCGCCCGGUUUGCGGCCAAGCACCCCGAGCUGCCCGACGCGUUCUUUGACGACUGGGUCGCCGUCGCCGACGACGAGGCCCGGCACCACUCGCAGCUGGUAGCCAGGCUGGAGGAGCUCGGCUCGCACUUUGGCGCCCUCCCGGUCCACGAGGGCCUGUGGGAGACUGCCGAGACGACCGCAGACUCGCUUCUUGCCCGGCUGGCGGUGAUGCAUAUGGUCCACGAGGCCCAUGGGCUCGACGUCACACCCAAGACCAUCGCCCGCUUUGCCUCGCAAGGCGACAAGACGUCGGCCGAGAUGCUGCAGCACAUCUACGAGGAGGAGAUCACACACGUCGCCGCUGGCCUCCGCUGGUUCACCUGGCUCUGCGACCGUGACGGUCUCGACACUCUGCCGCUCUUCUACGACCUUGUGCGCGCCAACUUUGCCGGCUCCCUCAAGCCGCCUUUCAACACUGACGGCCGCGCCGCCGCCGGCAUGACCGAGGAGUGGUAUCUUCCGCUUGUCGAGCCGAAGAAACCCAAGAAGGCGGCGGCAGCUACUGAGGCGGCGGCGUAG
Messenger RNA from Thecamonas trahens ATCC 50062, 804 nucleotides. Its product is annotated as Rieske domain-containing protein. The coding region runs from base 1 to 804 and encodes 267 amino acids. Lineage: Eukaryota; Apusomonadida; Apusomonadidae. The transcript is spliced from 2 exons. The record is from RefSeq and is a predicted model, not a curated record.